Molecule: messenger RNA, 1394 nt
Organism: Aplosporella prunicola CBS 121167
Lineage: Eukaryota; Fungi; Ascomycota; Dothideomycetes; Botryosphaeriales; Aplosporellaceae
Exons: 1
Coding region: 77-1087 (336 amino acids)
Molecular function (GO): catalytic activity
Source: RefSeq, a predicted model, not a curated record
GACAGAUCUCACAACUCCCACAGCAACAACGAUCUGGAUCCCAAGUUAUCAAGGCCUCCUUUCAAAUAAUUUCAACAUGGAGAAGCUCACCCAGAAAACAUUUCAAACGUCCAGGUCCCUGACCUACACUUACUACGACACGGCGUCCGUCAAGCCGGGUACCUCUACUCCGGAAAAACCGACGCUUGUGUUCCUGCAUGGCUUCCCGGACUCUGCUUUCCUUUGGUCUUCGGUUCUGCCGCACUUCAGCAGCCUUCCCAACCGGAUUAUCGUUCCAGACCUCCUCGGUUAUGGCGGAACAUCGAAGCCGACAGACCCCUCGCUGUACAACUCCAAGGACAUGGCUGCCGACCUUAAGGAGCUGCUUGCUUCUGAAGGUGUCACGAAGAUCGUCGUGAUUGGCCACGACUGGGGCUCGUUCCUCGCUGCGCGCGUCUGGAUCUGGCAUCCCGAGAUCGUCGUGGGUGCGGCAUUUCUGAACGUUCCCUACAUGCCUCCGGACACGAGCAAGCCGUUCAACCUCGAGGACUCGCUGCAGAUGACGGAAAAGGCAACUGGCUUCCCAAGGUUCGCUUACUGGGAGCUCUUUACCGCCGAUGAUGGCGCGAAGGUCUCGGACGCCCACCUCGACAGAUUCUGGUCAGCAGUGCACGGAGACCGCGAAAACUGGAUGCGCGACAUGUUCUGUGUGCGCGGCGCAUUUAGGAACCAUCUGAUCAACGGCACCGAUGUCGGACUUAAGGAGUAUGCCAAGGAAGGAUCCAAAUGGGAGAAAGAGUGGAUGGAACGGAUGCGCAAGGAUAGACUUGAGGCGCCUUUCUGCUGGUACAAAGCUAUGGCGGAUAACCACCAUUACGAGGUUGAGAAGGGCAUCUCUGCAGAGAAGUUGAAGGUUACCGUACCUGCUUUCUACCUCGGUUGUACCGGCGAUGAGGUGUGCCUGCCGCAGUUGAUCGAGAUGCCAAGGAAGGCUGGUUUGUUGCCUGAUUUGACUGUCAAGGUCAUUGACAGUGGCCAUUGGUGUACCAUGGAGAAACCAGAUGAAGUUGGCCAGAACCUCCUGGCGUUCAUCAAGGAGAAGUUCUAAGCGUGGACAACGUUAUCAACCAUCUGAGUCAAGAAACCCUAAGUCCAGCUCUUGCCAUUUGAUGAUGCCCGUCACCUUUAAGAGAGAUUUGCCGUCUAGCGAGAUAGGGAAGAAUACAAGUAGUCCCUACAGACCAUUCUUUGUAUAGCUGCAAACCUUGGUCCUGGAUGUGAAUGCAAGGGUCUUGGAGCGCACACGUGCUACAAACAUCUUAGCUGGAUUACGUUUGUAGUCCGUACGAGCAUCAUCACCUCGUGAGGCGAUGAAUCUCACUUCAUGGUAACGGACGUUACAAUCGAUUUCGCGC